GCAGCAGCGGCGGCGGCAGCAGCGGCAGGAGCUGCUGCAGCAGCGGCGGAGGCUGCUGCUGGACUCUUUGGGGUCGCGCAGUCGCAGCCCCAGUCCGGAGGCUCCGGGCGGUGCGUUUGUUGCUGCGGCCGCUGCUGCUGCUGCAGACCACCGGCUGCCACCCGGGCCCCCGCUGCCACCGGGACGCCGGAUGCCGUCUGCACUCCAGUUGACUCUGCCGGAGAGUGUGCCCCAGCCUGGACGCCGCCCCCGGCCUGGUCUCCAUUCCUCUGCCGCACCUCCCAUGACAGCUCCCGCACGAAGAUGGCUGCGAAGGGCGCGCACGGCUCCCACCUGAAGGUGGAGAGCGAGGUGGAGCGCUGCCGCGCUGAGGGCCACUGGGACCGCAUGUUCGAGCUGGUCCGGCAUCUGCAGACGCUGGGCAUUUCCGGCGGCGGCGGUAGCAACCGGCGAAGCAGCCCGAGCGGCAGGUUCAGCUCUCUAGACACUGAUGACUUUGGGAAGCUGUUGCUAGCAGAGGCCCUUCUGGAGCAGUGUUUGAAAGAUAACCAUAACAAAAUAAAAGACUCCAUCCCUUUGCUGGAGAAGAAUGAGCCCAGGCUAAUUGAAGCCAAAGAUCAUCUGAGCAGCGUCCUGAACAAUGGGAAGCUGCCGCCGCAGUACAUGUGUGAGGCCAUGCUGAUCCUGGGCAAGCUACAUUACGUGGAGGGCUCAUACCGGGACGCCAUCAGCAUGUAUGCGCGGGCCGGGAUUGAUGACAUAUCCGUGGAGAACAAGCCCCUGUAUCAGAUGCGGUUGUUGUCAGAGGCGUUUGUCAUCAAAGGUAGUUUGCACAGCUCCUUGCUCAGUACACAUUGCUCUCUGUGUCCUGCUCUCUCCUCUCUCCAGCAUGCCUCCAGCUUCUUGGGGGAACACAGUCCUGGUGGUCAGAGGUCCUGCCAGGGAGGCCUCUCCCUGGAACGCCUGCCCAACUCCAUCGCCUCCCACAUCCGCCUGACAGAGCGGGAGGAAGAAGUGGUUGCCUGUUUUGAGAGGGCCUCCUGGGUGGCUCAGGUGUUCCUGCAGGAGCUGGAGAAGACUUCAAACAACAGCGCGUCUCGGCACCUAAAAGGCAGCCCCUCAGCUGACUAUGAACUCACUUACUUCUUGGAAGCUGCCCUCCAGAGUGCAUAUGUGAAGAACCUGAAGAAAGGGAACAUCGUGAAAGGCAUGAGGGAGCUCCGGGAGAUUCUGAGGACUGUGGAGACCAAAGCAACGCAAAACUUCAAAGUGGUGGCGGCCAAGCACCUGGCGGGGGUCCUGCUGCAUUCCCUGAGUGAGGCAUGUUACUGGAGCCCAUUGUCCCACCCUCUGCCUGAGUUCAUGAGCAAGGAGGAGAAUUCGUUCAUCACCCAGACCCUUCGGAAACCUCACCUCUAUGAAGGAGACAACCUCUACUGCCCCAAAGACAACAUAGAGGAGGCGCUCUUGCUGCUGCUUAUCAGUGAGUCUAUGGCUACUCGGGACGUGGUACUGAGUCGGGCACCAGAGCAGGAGGAGGACCGGAAAGUGAGCUUGCGGAAUGCUUCAGCCAUCUAUGACCUCCUGAGCAUCACCCUGGGCAGGCGGGGCCAGUACGCCAUGCUGUCUGAGUGCCUAGAGCGAGCCAUGAAGUAUGCGUUUGGAGAAUUUCACCUUUGGUACCAAGUGGCCCUCUCCAUGGUAGCUUGUGGGAAGUCAGCCUACGCCGUGUCACUGCUCCGGGAGUGCAUGAAGCUGCAGCCCUCGAACCCCACAGUGCCCCUGAUGGCUGCCAAGGUCUGCAUUGGGUCCCUGCACUGGCUAGAAGAGGCAGAACACUUUGCCACGGUGGUGAUCAGCCUUGGAGAGGAAGCGGGAGAGUUCCUGCCUAAAGGCUACCUGGCCCUGGGUCUCACCUACAGUCUGCAGGCCACUGAUGCUACCCUGAAGUCCAAGCAAGAUGAAUUGCACCGCAAGGCGCUGCAGACACUUGAGCGAGCCCAGGAACUGGCACCUGACGACCCCCAGAUUAUCUUCUAUGUCUCCCUGCAGCUUGCCCUCGUCCGACAGAUCCCCAGCGCCAUGGAGCAUCUCCAGGAGGCCCUGACGGUGAGCAGGGAUGGCGCCAAUGCCCUCCACUUGCUAGCACUGCUCUUCUCUGCCCAGAAGCACUACCAGCACGCCCUGGAUGUCAUCAAUAUGGCCAUCACCGAGUACCCCGAGAACUUCAACCUGAUGUUCACCAAGGUGAAGCUGGAGCAGGUUCUGAAAGGGCCAGAGGAAGCCCUCGUGACCUGCAGGCAAAUGCUAAGGCUGUGGCAGACCCUCUACAACUUCUCUCAGCUGGGAGGCAUGGAAAGGGAUGGCAGCUUUGAGGGCCUCACAGUGAAGAAACAGAACGGCAUUCACCUGACCCUGCCAGAUGCGCAUGACGCAGAAUCCGGCUCUCGGAGGGCAUCAUCUAUCGCAGCCUCAAGGCUGGAGGAGGCCAUGUCGGAGCUGACCAUAACAACCUCGGUCCUGAAGCAGGGCCCCAUGCAGCUAUGGACCACACUGGAACAGAUCUGGCUCCAGGCCGCUGAGCUGUUCAUGGAGCAGAGACACCUCAAGGAAGCAGGUUUCUGCAUCCAGGAGGCUGCUGGCCUCUUCCCCACCUCUCACUCAGUGCUCUACAUGCGGGGCCGGCUGGCUGAGGUGAAGGGCAACUUGGAAGAGGCAAAGCAGCUGUACAAGGAGGCGCUCACAGUGAACCCGGACGGCGUGUGCAUCAUGUACAGCCUGGGUCUGAUGCUGAGUCAACUGGGCCACAAGAGCCUGGCCCAGAAGGUGCUGCGGGAUGCUGUGGAGAGACAGAGCACCUGCCACGAAGCCUGGCAGGGCCUGGGUGAGGUGCUGCAGGACCAGGGCCAGAAUGAGGCUGCCGUCGACUGCUUUCUCACUGCCCUGGAGCUGGAGGCCAGCAACCCCGUGCUCCCCUUCUCCAUCAUCCCCAGAGAGCUGUGAGCCUCUGCAGAGGCUGCCGGCCGUCCAGUGCGCACAGCAGACAUAGCAGGGGACAGGGAAGGACGGCUGCACUCAGGUGUGGGCCUCAGGGAAUAGAUGAUUAGUGAUCACUUCCACGGGCUCCGAUGCCAGUUCUCCACCCACCCCCACCCACUGCAGGGACAUCUGAAGCUGGGCGGACAAGAUUUGCAUCCAAAGCAAAUGCCUUGCUCCGUGGAGGCCGACACUGUGGUGUUGCUGAGCACGGGGGGGUGGGGGGUGGCUGCUUUAGAUAAAAGGUGUGUUUGGACCCAAGCCCCACCCUCAGGUUCCAUGAUACCCCCUCCCCGGAUUUCCUGGUUUUGGAUGAACCAAUCUUGAGUUGGUGUCCCAUAGAGAUGAACCUGCCAGCUGCCCUCUGGUUGAGCCAGGCUUUUCCUGGCCUUUCCUGGUACCUUGGGAGACAAACUGGCUUGAAUAUGACUUUCCAGAGCUGUGACAUGCUGAGAACCUUGGACACACGUCCCCCAUUCAAUCUCAGGGCAGUGCAAACUUGGAGAUUGUUCUUGGGCCUUGCCCAGGACAGCCACAGCUUGAGGUCCGGAUACCAGGAGGAAAGUGGGCUCCUGGGUUCCUAUGAGACUGAAUUAGCACCGUUGAUGCCCAGUGUUGCCUCUGUGGGGAGGUUUCCUGAAAGCUACGGGUACUUUCUGUGUGCCACCAAGUGCCUUUGGGGCUCAUGUCAGGCCAGGCCUCCCAAAGGCUUCCAUUUUCAACACUCCUGUCUCCCUGGAAACAUGCCCCAGCCAGCAGACUCCAUGGACCUUAUACCAAUGGCCUCUAGGAUAGGCCUUGAAAUACAAAACAGGGUUCUGACCUAGCCAUUUCUAGUACCUUGAGUGCACAUUUCUUCAAGGCUUUCCCUACAGUGCCGGUCCCUCUGGGGUGAGGGACAUGGAAGUGAUUGUUUCUAGGACUCCCCCCAAUACACAUCCUCAUCCCCAACCCAUUUUCACCCUGGGCUUUGUUGAGUGACCCAUACCCCAGCUUGGCCUUUAAGCUCCUCUAUUCCAGAUCCCCACAGAGGCCAUGCUUGGGUGGAUGGAAGAGGAUGGGGCCAGGGGCCAGGGGCCGGGCAGAUGUCCCUCACUGACUUGUCAGCUGGCCACUCUGCCUCUGGAACUUCCCUUAGGAACCGUUCUCCAUGGUCUGGCAGAGAGUCCCCUCUCUCCCCUGCACUCUGGCUGGGUCUCCCUCAGUCUCACCUUGCUCUCGCUUGAGAAUGUAGGGUGUUGAGAGCUGUCUGGUUUACCAUGGCCAGCAUAGCAUCCUGGAUGUAGCAGACCAUAUCCUCUACUGUCUUAGCACUGCAUGUCCCCUCGUCACAGCCCCAGGCCAGAGGGAAGAUAUUCAGUCCUUGGUCUCUUGGUUGAAGGUCUCUAUGUGUAUGUGUGUAUAUAAAUAUGGAUAGAUAUAUAUAUGCUAAACAUCUAUAUUUUUAUGGAAUUCUGUUAAAAAAAAGAGUAAAAACUAAGCAGAUACUAUUGGUAUAUCUUGAAGAGAUGGUUAGUCUGAGCAGUGGGAAAGACACCAAAUGCAUUCUGACUUAAGUGUUCCCUCUUUGGAGGCCAUAGGGGACAGGGCCCAGUGACCUUGGAAAUUGAAUAAAUGACCCUUGAAGGGGA
This is a messenger RNA of Chionomys nivalis (European snow vole), 4667 nucleotides long. RefSeq names its product tetratricopeptide repeat domain 7A (gene Ttc7a). Gene Ontology annotation, molecular function: protein binding. Gene Ontology annotation, biological process: phosphatidylinositol phosphate biosynthetic process; protein localization to plasma membrane. Lineage: Eukaryota; Metazoa; Chordata; Mammalia; Rodentia; Cricetidae. The coding region runs from base 304 to 3003 and encodes 899 amino acids. The record is from RefSeq and is a predicted model, not a curated record. Gene Ontology annotation, cellular component: plasma membrane. The transcript is spliced from 21 exons.